AUGGGGAGCGAGAACCACGGGGCAAUGGAAUCUGUGGCCGUCGUGGCGGUGCCGUUCCCGGCGCAGGGCCACCUGAACCAGCUGCUGCACCUGUCGCUGCAGCUCGCGUCGCGCGCGGUGGACGUGCACUACGCCGCGCCCGCGCAGCACGUCCGGCAGGCUCGCGCGCGCGUGCACGGCUGGGGCGAGGAGGCGCUCCGGUCGAUCAAGUUCCACCCCCUGGGCAUCUCCUCCUACGUCUCCCCGCCUCCGGACCCCACCGCCGACUCGCCAUUCCCCUCCCACCUCAUGCCCCUGUUCGAGACCUACACCGCCGAGGCGCGCGCUCCGCUCGCGGCGCUACUCCAGGAGCUCUGCGGUUCCCACCGCCGCGUCGUCGUCGUGCACGACCGCAUCAACGCCUACGCCGUCGAGGAGGCGGCGCGGCUGCCCAACUGCGAGGCGUUCGGGCUGCACUGCUUAGCCGUGUCCAUGCUUGUUGGGCAAAUCGACGCCCAGCUACUGCGUGAGAACGGCCUCGCUUUCAGCGGCGUCGAGAGCUAUGCGACAGAGGAGUUCAUGGACUACGUCAGGCGGGCCAGACCGCCGAAGCAGAUGUCGCCUGGCGCAGGCCUCCUGGCCAACACAUGCCGCGCGCUCGAGGGUGAGUUCGUCGACACCGUCGCCGGGCACCUGGCGGCCGACGGCAAGAAGAUCUUUGCCAUCGGACCAUUGAACCCGCUUUUCCCCGCGAGCGCGUCCAUGCCGGGCAAGCAGCGGCACGACUGCCUUGACUGGCUCGACAAGCAGCCCCCGGCGUCAGUGCUCUACGUGUCCUUCGGCACGACAUCGUCUCUGCGAGCGGAGCAGAUCGAAGAGCUCGCCGCAGCACUGCGCGGCAGCAAGCAACGGUUCAUCUGGGUGCUGCGCGACGCCGACCGCGGAGACAUCUUUGCGGAGGGCGCCGGCGUGAGCCGCCACGAGAAGCUGCUGUCAGAGUUCACCAAGGGUACUGAAGGGACGGGGCUGGUGAUCACCGGGUGGGCGCCGCAGCUGGAGAUCCUGGCACACAGCGCAACGGCGGCAUUCAUGAGUCACUGCGGCUGGAACUCCACCAUGGAGAGCCUGAGCCACGGGAAGCCGAUUCUGGCCUGGCCAAUGCACUGCGACCAGCCCUGGGACGCGGAGCUUGUCUGCAACUACCUCAAGGCCGGCGUCCUCGUGCGUCCCUGGGAGAAGCACGGCGAGGUGAUUGCGGCCAAGGCCAUUCAGGAUGUCAUCGAGGAGUUCAUGCUCUCUGAAAGAGGAAUGGCUGUGCGGCAGCGGGCUACGGCGCUCGGGAACAGCGUCCGCGCCUCCGUCGCUGAUGGCGGUUCGUCUCGCAAAGACCUGGAUGACUUCAUGGCUUACAUCACAAGGUGAUCGACUGAAUGCCAUGUGAGAAGGUGCCUUUUCAUAUCGACACAGUACGUCAUGUUUGAUUUUAAACUAGAAAUUCCGCUGCUGUGCAUCUCAGUCUGAAAUCUUAGUUAUACGCAGCAAAAGAUCCGUAAUAAUUCAUGUAGGUCAACACCAGACAUCUGAAAUAUUUUUACUCACCGAAA
Lolium rigidum is the source of this 1583-nucleotide messenger RNA. RefSeq names its product putative cis-zeatin O-glucosyltransferase. Bases 1 to 1401 code for a protein of 466 amino acids. The record is from RefSeq and is a predicted model, not a curated record. Gene Ontology annotation, molecular function: UDP-glycosyltransferase activity. NCBI's taxonomy places the organism in Eukaryota, Viridiplantae, Streptophyta, Magnoliopsida, Poales, Poaceae. The transcript has a single exon.